AUGGAUAUCACACAACGCCUUCAGCAAUGUGUCAUUGGACCUCAACAAGAGACCUUAAUCGACCUCGACAACGUGCUUGCAUCUUCAGCUGUGGGUCCAGCUCAGAACAGUUAUCGCAACUACGAGAGAACGUUGCCAAAUAUACUUGAUUCGGGUCACCGGAGCAUUUCAGAUGAAUACAAGCUUGGGAUCUAUGUACGAAUCAUGCGACUAUUAUUGGAAGUGGAUGAAGCUGCUACUGCUGACACCUAUCUCAAUCGAGCGGCAUUGUUGAUUCACAACUCGAAUGACCUCGUUCUCAAUUUGACAUUCAAGCUUUGCCAAGCACGCAUCCUCGACGCCAAACGACGUUUCCUCGAAGCAACAAUCAAAUGCCAUGAAUCAAGCUAUGAAACCCAAAUUGAUGAAUACGAUCGUCUUCGAUGCUUAAUGCCUACUGUGCAAUGUGCUGGGUUAGCAGGAGCAGGUCCUCAACGAUCAUGCAGUUUGACUACGCUUUACAAGGAUGAAAGGACGCACCAUCUUGCAACAUUCCCAAUACUUGAAACGACGUACAUGGAUCGUGUGAUACGGCAAAACGAAGUCGCCGAUUUUUUCGCCACCUUGCAACACCAUCAUCGAGCCAUACGUGAACACAACCUGCUCUCUGCAUCCAAGGUUUACAACAAUAUCACACUUGAUGAACAUGCAGCUUAUUGA
Molecule: messenger RNA, 699 nt
Organism: Lichtheimia ornata
Lineage: Eukaryota; Fungi; Mucoromycota; Mucoromycetes; Mucorales; Lichtheimiaceae
Exons: 6
Coding region: 1-699 (232 amino acids)
Cellular component (GO): cytosol; COP9 signalosome
Source: RefSeq, a predicted model, not a curated record